UCAAGAUGGAAGUUGUCUUUGGACUUUUCACCGCUCCCCGGCUUUCUGCCUGCCUUUGGGGGCUUCACUACCUUUCCGACAGUUUUACAGCGAAGACACUGACUGGAGUCCAGAAAACAGCUUGCAGAAACAUAGACUAAGGACUGCUCACAAAAUAAAACAGAUGUCAAGUCUCUUGGAAAGAGAUGGACUCAUAUUUCCCAAACAAGAACACAUUGCUCUCUGUGGAUGAAUGAAAAGGCAACUGGCGAAACAUCUCUGGAUAACUGUACUCGAAGAAGUUACUGGAUCUAUAAUCUGUUUGUUGGAUUAUCACCUGGUGUUAGAUUACUGAAUAUACAGCUGCUGGAUUAUAUCGUAAAACGUGCCAUCAGCGGAGAAUUUACAAGAAGUAAACACUGUUACUCCAGCAUCCAGCUCUGAAAUGUACUGAGGUGUCACUUUUGCUGUUGGUUCGAUGGUCGGUAGAAGAAGCAACUGCUUUGGGAUGUUUUUGUAACCUCCCUUAUUUAACUAAUAACCAGGAGCAGGUUCAUGCCAGAGGGUGCAGAUUGCAGUUGGUAUCAUCCAGCUCCUCUACUGAGGAAACAAAAGCAGAUCCAGUUCUCCAUUUUCGCCUGCCGUCAAAAGCAGCUCUAUGGGAUAGCACCGGCUGUCCACCAUGCCAGUAGCCAUAAGGAAAAGAAGUUGGGAGGAGCAUGUAACUCAUGCUUCAGGAUUACAGUACAGUUACGAUGAUCUGGACCUGGUCUGCUGUCAUGGGGUGGACAGUGAGGGGCCUUGGAUGGGAGCAGGGGCUUCCAAACAAGGUCGAAGGACGAGGUGUGCCUCCAUGCCAGAGUGCUGCCACCAACUGACCACAGAAGACCUGGCUCAGACACUUGAGGUGGCAGCUUCUGUUGCGAAUGAUGAUACUGGAUCAGAUGAGUUGAAGCUAUUGGAAAGCACUGUGAAAGCUCCAGUGGGUUUGCAGGAGGAUUCAGUUCAUGGCCCUCAUGAGUUGGUAGGCGUUAAUAUUCCCCAAAGUUCCACUGCAUCAGGGCAUCUCCAGGACAUGGAGAAUUCUGGAGAUUUUCACAGUAACUCAAACAGUGGGAUGUCCAGGGGAAAUAUUUCUUUUGCAAGUGAUAGCAGCAGUCACAGCGAGGAAGCCAUCAGUGGUGAAUGUGAAGUUGGCACAGACAGCAGCCAGAGACAGGGCAUCUGCAAUGACGAUAAUGUCUUAAAAAGUCCACAUAUCUCACGUAAAGAGCAACAAUGCAUCUCUAUCUCUUCAAACAAUGGGCCUCCACUGUCUGAAUCUGCUGGUGAGAAGCCUGGCAACCUUCCAAAUCAUCAGGAAACAAAGGAGAGCCAUACAGAGGGUUACAGCAGACCUCCUGAAAUCUCUGAGGCCACACUAAACCGGUCCUCUGCUGCUCAACUGGAACCUCAAACUGACCUUCCAGAUGUAGAGGAAGAGAAGAUUUCCAGCUCUGGCUAUGCUGGUGUAAGUGUAACCUUACCUGUUCAGCACAGUUCACUUAAUAUGAUGGAGAGCGAUAAUGUGAUGUCACAGGCUACCAAAACUGUGGACCCAGUUGUGACUUUAGUGGCAGAUGAAGUAUGUGACAAAGGAGUAACUGAAAGCCAGAGCGCAGAUUCCGCUGACAAGCUGGAUGGAUUAAAUGACCCAGGAACUCUAAAUGAAAAUACAGGAUUUAAGCAUCACUCAGGAGACGUUCAAGGAGGAGAGCAGGAUCAUCAUGACUGCACUGUGGUAUUGGAUCAGGCUCAUGGUUGUGAAAUAUCCCACCAGACACUGUUGGAACAGCAUAAUGUUGAAAUGACAGCGAUGAACGGGCCUCAGGGAGAGAAGAGUGCACAAGCAGAAGGCAGCGAGAAAGAAGCAAAAGUCAGGUAUGGGCCAAUCACAUCGUCUGUUAUCUGUUUCAAAGGUCAGUGUUGCUCUGUGACCGUUAACAGCAACGUUUCAUCUGAAAAACUGGAUGCUGGAUAUUCAGAAGGCAACCCUGUACAGACAGACAUUACUCAGUGUGAAGAGCAGAAUGUGGAAACAACAACCUCCAUAAGUCAACCAAUAGCACACACUGAUGAAAGCUCAGUGUCCAAAGAGUUGGCUUGUUGUGAGGAUCAAGCCGUAGCCCAGCAUUUGGAAAAUAGCAGUUCAAAACUGGGUACUAUCCCAGAAGUUAGCCACCUUGAGCCAGAUGACACCCCCGGACUGGAUCCUCAAAAGAACACUGCCUCAGAUUUCACCCAAAAUCCACAUGUUCAGCACUCUCAUACUGAUGAUACACUUGCAGCUUCUGAUCAGCACACCGAAAACCUGCCAGCAUGCUCUGCAGAGGUCAACGAUGAGCUCUCACCAGAGGGACUCCAUGGCAACCAGGCCUCUGGUUGUUACCUCAGUGAGUCACCUGGCCCUGAGGUGGCAGAUGGUCAGAGAGAACAGCACAGGCCAGAAGCCACAGUCUCUAGAAUGGAGGCUGCACACACCAUUAUUUACAGUGACACACAACUUGUCAGUCCCGUUUUAGAUGAAACGAAUGAGCCUGGAGAUCAAAAAGAGGAUAACAGGGUCAAAGUGCGCAUGAGAAAGCAUGAGCAUUCUCGUCUGGACUCAAUGGUGUUGCUGCUGAUGAAGCUGGACCAGCUGGACCAGGAAAUUGAGAAUGCCCUCAGUGCCACCUCCUCUAUGGACAGCACCCCGACCCUCCAUCGACGACAACUCCUGGAGUUUGAUUUAGGAUCUGUGCCAGCAGCAUCACAAAAUCCACCUCAUCCACACGUUCCUGCUGCCUCAACUUCAGGGCCCGCACCAGCCCUCGGAGCAAAACCUAAGAGUGGGAGCACCUCUACCAUUCCUGAGACACAAAAAGCUGAGAUCGAAGCCAAAGAGGCCUGUACCUGGCUCCGAGCAGCAGGGUUCCCACAGUACGCCCAGCUUUAUGAAGAUGCUCAGUUUCCCAUCGACAUCUCUUCAGUCACCAGGGACCAUGACUUCCUCGAUCGGGACGCUAUCGAGGCUCUCUGCAGGAGACUGAACACCCUCAACAAGUGUGCUCUAAUGAGACUGGAGAUAUCGCCGCAAAGAAAAAGAAGCGAAGACUCGGAUGAGGACGAGCCUUGUGCCAUCAGUGGCCGAUGGACCUUCCAGAGGGACAGUAAGCGCUGGUCCCGUAUGGAGGAGCUGGAGGUUUUUUCCUCACUGCCCUCAGACGCUGCCCAACCCCCUUUCCCCAAGGACCAAGUAUCCCAGAAGGGCAAGCUCGCCCUGCGUGAAGGCAAUAGUUCGGAGAGUGUGCUGACCGACCUCAGCGAGCAGCCUGAAGUUGGCUCCAUCCACAGCAGUGGGAGUGGUGGCAGAGGAGAAGAGAAGAGCCAUGGAGCUGCCCUGACAAGUGAAAUUUUACCUGCCGGCGCUACUCGUGCAAGCUCUGUAGCUAGCAUGUGUUCUUCCUCGGGCACAGGCGGGUCAGGAUGCGCAAAUGAGGACUCCCUGUCUGAUGGGAUGCCUCCAUCACCUCUGGAGACACUCGGACAGUUCACCUUUGAUGUGAAAACAGGCAUGGGGGGACUGGGAGGAAGUCUUGACAGAGGAGGUGGCAGCGGCAAAAGCACACGCUCAAGAGCGAAGAGCUUCCUCAAGAGGAUGGAGAGUCUACGGCUGCGUAGCGGCACCACCUCCAAGAGAAAGAAGAAGGGGAGCACAAGUGGAGGGAAGAUAGAAAUCAGUGGCCCUGUCAUCAAAGAGGGUCUGGAUGAUGACAAGCUGCGGAGGCUCAAUUGUGUGGACAUCUCCAGUAUCAACCUCAACCAGAACCUCAAUCACCACCGCAAUCCCACUCAGACUAUGACACUUAACCGCAAUCGCUCUGUAUCCUACUCCACUCAGACCAGCAACGGCAGCACUGGAAGUACUGGGAGCAGCCAGUCUGAAGCCAGCAGUGGAAGUGCAGUGAGCACUCCAAGCCCAGUGACUCGCGCUCGCAGCCACAGCACAGCAGCUGGCUCCAGUAAGAGAGGAGGAAUGUAUUUGGAGGGUUUCGAUCCUUUCAGCAUUCCCCAACAAGCUGCAGAUCUACAGCCAACACCCCCACCCAAAUCUGCCCCACCCAUCCCCUGCCAAGCCAGUAAUGGGAUGACAGUGGAUGAGCAGAACCGCAGGAACAACUGCAGUGUUCGAGACAAUAGCAGACAAGCUGAAGAAGAAGAAGAAGAAGAGGAGGAAGAGGAGGGCAUGAUCUUCUUCUACUUACCAGAAGGUCACAAGCCUGGAACCUUCCCCAAAGCCCUGCAGGACGGGAGUUCACGCAAUAACAACGGGAAUGAUAAUGGGAACUCAGUGAUCCUCAGGGGGCGGCAAAGUCGACGCCAGCGGCGUUGCUCCUCAGGGUCUGUCGACAGCCGGCUCAGUUUUUAUGACAACGUCCCCUGCACUGAGAGGGAGGAGGAGGAAGACAGGGAAGAGGGGGAUGAACGCAAACUGGAGCAAGUGCUGCAACAUGUCAGCGGCCUGCAGCGGUUUGUUAAUGCAUGGUCAGAGGCGGUGGCUGGCGAAGAGGAGGAAGAGGAGGAGGACGAAGAGGAAGAGGGAGACUCAGAUUCAGCACUGGACUCAGCCUCCCCUUGUCCGUCCUCCCCUCUGCAAAACCGGCUGGAGGAGACGGAGAACGGGAGUGAUCAAGACAGCACAGGAAACCCGCUGGGAGAGGGAGAGGGAGAGGAAGGGAUGAGGGAGCGAAGAGAUUCUGGUGUUGGGGCAUCUCUAACCAGAACCAGCAGACCACAGAAAUUGCGCUGGCCGAGCUUCCAGAACUCCCAUCGGCCCAGUUUGGCAUCGGCCCAGCUCCAGAUUAGCUGCCAGUCUGUGCUACAGAUGAAUCUACUCCAGAAGCUCUCCCUGCUGCAGCUCACUGCUCUGCUGGAGAGACACACCCCGACAAAUAAACAUGGCUUCAGCUGGGCUGUGCCAAAGUUUAUGAAGCGGAUCAAGGUGCGCGACUAUAAAGACAGGAAUGUGUUCGGUGUGCCGCUACAAGUCAUCGUCCAGCGGACAGGCCAGCCCCUCCCUCAGGGCAUUCAGCAGGCCAUGCGCUAUUUACGCAACCAGUGCCUGGACCAGGUGGGUCUUUUCAGGAAAUCCGGCGUUAAAUCUCGUAUCCAGGCUCUUCGUCAGAUGAACGAGGCGAGUGGCGCAGACGGAGGGGGCGUCAACUACGAGGGCCAGUCGGCAUAUGAUGUCGCAGACAUGCUAAAGCAGUACUUCAGAGAUCUGCCAGAACCCCUGCUCACCAGCAAACUGUCUGAGACCUUCCUCCAGAUUUACCAGUACAUGCCUAAGGAGCUGCGUCUGCAGGCGGCGCGUGCCGCUGUGCUGCUGCUGCCCGACGAGAACCGCGAGGCUCUGCGGACACUGCUGUGUCUGCUGAGCGACGUGACAGCCAGCGUGUCUGAGAACCAGAUGACUCCCACCAACCUGGCUGUUUGCCUGGCGCCAUCCCUCUUCCACCUCAACACCCUGCGCCGCAAGGAAAGCUCCUCGCCAAGGGUGAUGAACAGGAAACAGAUACUGGGAAAGCCAGACCAGAGAGACCUGAAUGAGAACCUGGCUGCCACUCACGGCCUGGCACACAUGAUCCAGGAGUGCAGCAAACUCUUCCGGAUCCCAGAGGAGAUGAGUCGCUGCAGGAACUCUUAUGUGGAGCAGGCGCUGCUGCCACGACGCCUGGAAGAGCUCGCUGGUGAAGAGGCCGGGCAGGGAGGUUACAGGGCCUUCCUCCAGGACAGCCUGGACGCCCUCCUCAAAGACGCCAAGGACAAGUUUAAAGGUUACGACAGCUGCUCCACGCCUGAGCACGCAGAGCUGGCCUGUAGGAAGGUGCAUGAUGGCUUUCCUCUGCGGCUGUGGAAGGUGACCGUGGAGGUGCCUGCGGGUCCUGAGGAGGUUUUGACUCGAGUGCUGCGGGAGCAGGGCUACUGGGACGAGGACUUGCUCGAGAGCCGGGUGGUUGAGACCCUGGACGAGAGGACGGAGGUCUACCAGUACGUCAGGAACACUAUGGCUCCACAUCCCACCAGAGACCACCUCGUGCUCAGAACGUGGGUAACAGACCUGCCAAAAGGAGCGUGUGCACUGGUGUGUACGUCUGUGGACCAUGAAGGAGUGCCUGUUGUUGGUGUUCGGGCAAAUGUCCUCACCUCACGCUACUUCAUUGAGCCCUGUGGAACCAACAAAUCCAGACUCACACAUAUUUCUAGGAUCGACUGCAGGGGUCGUUUCCCAGAGUGGUACAAUAAACUGUAUGGACACAUGUGCGCCACCGAGGUGGCGCGGAUACGUGACUCAUUCACCGUGCCCAUGGACAAAUGAGAAAGCAAUGUGCAAUUUGGGCACCGACAGACUUGACAGCUUCUUUGGACCAUAAUUUAGAUCCUACAGAGGACUCAAAAUGACUCAUUCCACCCAUUCCAGCAGAGAGGUCGAUGGGGUCCAAACCUCUUUACACUCACAUUUAAUGGACAAAUCCUGGAUCCUGGAUUGAAGGACUUUUUGUGUUUUUGCUCUGAUUUUGUUACAACAGACUGAUGUUAUCGUCUAAAACUGUUCUGUCUGGGCUUUCAGUGUGCUCCCAAGAGGACUCGUGUCACACAAACAUUUCUCCGGGCCAAAGGACAUGAUGUCACUGAUACAGGAUGUGAGAUUUAUCCAAAGGGUGCUAUUGCUUCUGAGAAGCAAAGUGGGGUGUGUGAGUGUGUGUGCAUGAGUGUUCAAAGCAACAAACGGUUAAUUAAUACAUAUUCCUCACACUGGUUUUCCAGUGGCAGCAUAAUGUGUACAUACAGUAUUCUGUUCACAGUAAUGGUUUAUGUGUGUCUUGUGUUACCUCUGUCUCUUUUUCUGUUACAGUAAGGCACAGGAGGAACAGUAGAGAAUAUUAUGGUCAGCUGAUUGAUUAAUCCAUGGGUGAAGAAAGAUGUGAAUGUGUUAGGAACAUGCAGACUGAGCAGAGACAACAGACGGGAUAUAGUGAGAUGACAGGUGGCUGAUAGCAUCGAGGGUUUUAGUGUUUAGAAAGGCAGAGACAGAUGAGAAUCGGUGGCUGGCUCACCAAAAAGAGAAGUAAGGAUCAAAGAAAUGGCCUCAUUUACUAACAUACAAAUAAGACAUCCCCUCAUUUUGUUCUUGAAGACACGGACAGAAUUAGUCACUGUGCCGGGAACCAGUCACAAAUGCAAAAAGGCAAUUUUUGAAUAACAGUAAGAGCUCAUCAGUAGCUGUUUCUGACUGAGGCUCAGUGUUAGAGAUGGGGAAUGUUGCUUAUUUAACAGGAUUUAAGAUUUAAGAUGAAUAGAUCUACAGCAAUGGACCAAAUUUGGAAAAAAGCUAAAAUAAGUACUGAGCUUUUCCUCCUCUAUUAAAAAAGUUAAUGAUAGUGUUGUUAAGUGCACACGCAGUCAGUUGUUAUAGGCCGAACUUCACUUACAUAUACACGUUGAUAAAAAAUAAUGAUUUCACAAUAAUCCUGAUGUACAUGAGAACAGAAAAAAACAAUGCACUGUUCCAACCUGCAACCUCUGGCUAGUCCUAUAAAAGGUGAGUAAAGAGAGAAAACAUGGUCCUUUUAUAAAGGUGGAGAUUUUACAGGUUUUACUGUAAAGAAGAGGGCAGACUGAAUGUUUGUAUGAUUUCAAAGGAAGGAAAACGAUCUUUUGUGUAAGCUUCUUUCUCCGUACUGUCUUCUUCAGUGUUAAAAAAAGAAGUAAGAGAUUUAGGUUCCUUGAAACCUUCUUUACUCAUAACACUCACGCUUCAAUCUAAGGGCGCACAUUUUUUUCUGUGUUGAGUUGUGUGAUUAAUUCGCUAAGCCAUUGUUCAUAUCGUAAAUGUCUGUACUUUUAACUGUGUCUCUGCCAAAUAAUAACGCAUGACAAUGACAGUUAAUUUAAAACAAAUAUAUUUAUACCUCAGAUAUAUGUUUGUUUUGUAUCAUACCAUUUUAUUUUAUUUUAUUGUAAAUGUUAAGCUUUGUGUUACAGAAAUGAACAAAUGUUUUAUCUUUUUUAUUAAUAUUAUUUCUGUACAGGUUAAUCAAAGUGCACUAUUAAAUGUAUUAAAAUAAAGUAAAAAAA
Molecule: messenger RNA, 8136 nt
Organism: Epinephelus moara (kelp grouper)
Lineage: Eukaryota; Metazoa; Chordata; Actinopteri; Perciformes; Serranidae
Gene: dlc1
Product: DLC1 Rho GTPase activating protein
Exons: 18
Coding region: 662-6376 (1904 amino acids)
Biological process (GO): signal transduction; actin cytoskeleton organization; regulation of Rho protein signal transduction
Cellular component (GO): focal adhesion; membrane raft
Molecular function (GO): protein binding; lipid binding; GTPase activator activity
Source: RefSeq, a predicted model, not a curated record